Molecule: messenger RNA, 2034 nt
Organism: Colletotrichum chrysophilum
Lineage: Eukaryota; Fungi; Ascomycota; Sordariomycetes; Glomerellales; Glomerellaceae
Exons: 3
Coding region: 1-2034 (677 amino acids)
Source: RefSeq, a predicted model, not a curated record
AUGUCAUCGCCCCUUCAGCCUCGUCCAUACAACAACAACCCGGGCUACAUGCCCAACGGAGCUUCUUCCAUCAACCCCGGCGCCGCGCCGCUCCUUCCCAACCAGGGUCGCGUUCUCCAGACUGGCCCAAUCCGUGUCCUGUGCAUAGCUGACGUCCGAGGCAACCUCCGAUCUCUGAACGACCUGGCGCAACAAGCACGAGCCGACCACAUCAUCCACACUGGCGACUUUGGCUUCUACGACGACACCUCCCUGGAGCGAAUCGCUGAAAAGACCCUUAAGCAUGUUGCUCAGUACUCGCCUUUGAUCCACGAGGAUAUCAAGAAGCAGAUUCAACAGGGCGGUCCCGGUCCAGUCAAGAGCCGAUUCGCGCCUCACGAGCUCCCCCUCUCCCAGCUGUCUCAGCUUCUGAGCGGCGAGGUUAAGCUCGAUGUUCCCGUAUACACCGUAUGGGGUGCUUGCGAAGAUGUGCGCGUUCUCGAGAAGUUCCGGUCCGGCGAGUACAAGGUUCACAACCUGCACAUCAUCGACGAGGCCCGAUCGAUGCUCCUGGAGAUUGGCGGAGUGAAGCUCCGUCUGUUGGGUCUUGGCGGUGCUGUCGUCAUGCACAAGCUCUUCGACAAUGGUGAAGGUAGGACCACCAUUGCCGGAGGCCAGGGCACCAUGUGGACCACUCUCCUGCAGAUGGGUGAGCUCGUCGACACUGCCCACCGUGUCUACGACCCCACCGAAACCCGCGUCUUCGUCACCCACGCCUCUCCCGCCCGUGAGGGUAUCCUGAACCAGCUCUCCGUCACCCUCAAGGCUGACUUCUCCAUCUCCGCCGGUCUUCACUUCCGCUAUGGCAGCUCCUACAACGAAUUCAGUGUCAACCCUACCCUCGACCACUACCGCGGCAAGCUUGCCGCCUCCAAGGCCUCCUUCAACGACGUCUGGGAGACUGUCAAGGGUGAGGUCGAGCCCGCCAUCUCCCAGAACGAGGCUCAGCAGAACCUGCUCAAGAACGCCCUCCAGAUCGUGGAGAAAAUGCCUACCACGGCCGCUGGUGGCAACCCCUUCGGCGGACCCGUCGCAGGCCAAGCUCAGCUUGGUCAGGUCGACGAGAGCGCCUUCAAGAACAUGUGGAACUUCAACCUGGCAGAUGCCGCCUUCGGCUACCUGGUUCUUGAGAUCCAAGACGGCCGUAUCGGAACCGAGAUGCGUGCGCAGGGCUUCAACUUCUCACAUAGGGGUGCUAAGACGGCGGCGCCUGUCCCGGCUUCGGCCCCAGCUGGAGCUCCCGGAAACCUCCCAGCUCCCGCCCCGCCCUCGACCCAAAGCACAGCUCCCCCUCCUACCAGCAGACAACCCUCAUCUCAAGCGCCUCCCAAGCCUGCUGUCGCCACACCUCUUCCCCCUGCUAAGCCUGCUACCCCUCAACCCGCGGCCGCUGCUGCACCGCCCGCAGUGCCCCCCAAGGAUGAGCGUCCCGCGCCUGCGGCUGCCAACGGAUCAGCCCACGGCCCUGACCCCGUCUCUUCGCCUGCACCCAAGACUCCCGCUCAAGACAUCAUCGGACUGUUCAUUAUGAAUGUCAGCUCCGAAGAGCAGACGCGCGAUCUCUUCGAUGGUGAACACAAGGCGAAGAUUCUCAAGAUUGAGAAGUGGGGUAACUCGAACAAGGUGGUUCAGUUCAAGACUGUCGAGGACCGUGAUGCCGCCCUUAACAGCCUGCCCGAGGACCUCAAGACCCGCGCCCAGGAAGACCGCUCUCGUCCCCUUGUCAAGGUGUUCCAGCAUCGCGAGACCAAGUUCCAGCCCCGUGGCGGUGCCGGCAACUGGGGAAGCAGCAGAGGCGGCAGCAACUCUGCCAACACUGGCAGUGGCUACCGUAGUGCCGGUGGAGCCAGUGACUCUGAGAGCAACCGCCGUGGCCGUGGAGGUGGUCGAGGCGGCCGUGGAGGCGACCGGGGACGUGGCGGCCGUGGUCGAGGUGGACUCAAGGGUGAUGGUGGAGCUUCACCUGCCCCCGGCCCCGCCACACCGGCGGAGUAG